AAAGAUGAAGCAGGAAGGUCAAAGAGUGAGAAACAGCAUAUUGAAAGUCAGUCUUCACCUUGCAGUGUGAAACUGAGUCUGUCUUCAGUGUCUGCAUAUAUACUGGCUGAAGUCUUUUUUUAUUCCUCAUUCAUUGAUCACAUAUUUGUUAGUUUUCUUUUAUCUUUUUUGGAUUGACAGAAGUCCAGGAUGAUUCACCUGACAGAUGGACAGUCCUUCAGAGCUUUGCUUCUCUAUCACAUCAUUAUCUCCCUUCUUCUCCUACAGUCUUCUGCAGGUCCGUAUAAGAUGGCUGGUCCAUCUCAGCCGAUAGUGGCAAAAUUAGGUGAUGACAUAAUUUUGCCGUGCCACCUGGAACCUGAGGUGAGUGCUGUCUCUAUGACUCUGGAGUGGUGGAGACCUGACCUGAACCCCAAAUUUGUCCACGUGUGGCGUGAUGGCAAGGACGAGCUGGCUGAUCAAAACCCGUCCUACAAAGGGAGAACAUCACUGUUCAUCGAGGAACUGAAGAAUGGAAAUGUUUCACUGAAACUCUCUAAAGUGGAGCUCUCUGAUAAUGGCACAUACAGAUGCUACAUUCCAACACUGAGCAAAGAAUCAUUCAUCACUCUCACUGUUGGUAUUUGAAAUUUUGAAAUUUGUGGCUCCAAAGCGAGCGGUGUUGAGGCUGAGCUCAUUACUACAUCACACCAGAAAGUCAAAUCAAAUCUGCAGGAAGCUUUAGCAUGAGCCACCCAGCGCUAUGCUGAGUGCGUACGAAACUUCUGUAGUCACAGUUUGCAUCGCACCCGGAUGACGAACAAAGCAGGACACUGGAAGUGUUGCUGAUUGUUCAGCAGUUAAAUAGUCUUUACAGCCUUCAAGAGGAUGGAAAUUUAUGUUAGGAAUGGCUGAUAUUUUUUUGGAGACAUUCUUCCCUCCAUUAUCCGUAAGUGAUUGUGUGUGUGUUCUGCAUAUUUUACAGCUGACUGUCUGCUUAACGGGACUCAGCAUUCAGCACAGGAUUUUCAACUUGUUCAUCUUCAGUCUUUAAAAAAGUGCACUCGUAAAAAUUGUUUCUUUCUGUUGCUCAGCUAAAGGAAAAUAAUACAGCUGUGCUAAAGCUAAGCUAGCGACCUCCGGCUACGUUUUGGAACUUAGACGUGAUCUUACCAUUAUGAA
This is a messenger RNA of Thunnus maccoyii (southern bluefin tuna), 1161 nucleotides long. Its product is annotated as myelin-oligodendrocyte glycoprotein-like. The transcript has 3 exons. NCBI's taxonomy places the organism in Eukaryota, Metazoa, Chordata, Actinopteri, Scombriformes, Scombridae. Bases 190 to 627 code for a protein of 145 amino acids. The record is from RefSeq and is a predicted model, not a curated record.